Dujonia railenensis is the source of this 1029-nucleotide messenger RNA. The record is from the annotation of a GenBank genome assembly. NCBI's taxonomy places the organism in Eukaryota, Fungi, Ascomycota, Pichiomycetes, Serinales, Debaryomycetaceae.
AUGGCUACGUUCACUACAGUUCCACAGCAGCACACAUUCACUCCAGACCUCAUGUACAAGCGCUCCGAGAAUGUGUCUAGAGAGGUGAUGCUCACCCAAUCGUUAAAGAUCAAAAAUGAACCUAAACCCUCUGCUCCAGUGUACUCCAGUAAGCCAAUCACCAAGGCGUACCAGGUCAACCAAAACACCGUGAAUUUGUACGACCCGAUGCAAGAGAUAUUGAGUACUAGUAGGAGACUUAUCAAUAGCUACAUCUUAGAAUUGAAGUUCGAGCAGAACACAGCUGUCCCAGUGGUCAAGAAAAAGCCUUCCAUAUCGGCUUCUUUGGCCACUGCUAGCACGCCCUCUCGAGGCUUGAAGAGGUCCAGACAACCAAACACCGCCAAUUUUGGCAAAGACGAAACAUACGGUUCAAAUAUACCCAUUAGCAACACCAGAAACUUGUUUUCUUCUCCAGUACCCAUGGCUUCGAGCUCGAGCUCGAACUUCGUUGCAUCUGUGAAACAACCAAUGUCGAAGAAGCCCUCUUUGAUUAAGUUGACUACCACUCCGUCGUCUAUGAGCAUUCAAAAGAAGCCAAGCCUCAAAAGAGUGUUAAGGACUGACUUGGCAUCCAUGAGUGAGCUCAAUUACGCUGUGGAGCCUCUAGCUUCAACUCCUGUUAAGACUUCCUCCGGUGCUGGUCCACUCUUGGAAUGCACACCUGACUAUAACGAGAAGGAAAGCUCCUAUGAUCAAUUGGCAUGCCACGCAGACAACAUUCUUCGUAUGGCUGUAGACUCUACUUUAUUAGGAUCUUCCUACAAUGGCUCCAUACUGUCUAACUAUUCGAUAGGUGGCCCCAACGACUCAAUGUCGGGAGUAUUGUCUAGAAAGAAGCUCAAUAGUAAUGAUAUCUUCGAUGAUAAUGAUCCUGAAAAGAGUCUUUUGGAAAUUAGAAAAGCUCGCUGGAACGUUCUUAGCAGAGAAAGAGCUACAAAGAUUGAAAUCAAUGCUGAAGAAAUAAAUAAGGUCCUUGGUGAAUUAUAG